AUGGAGGGAAGACUGGAAGGUAAAAUAGAUUUUCUUGCUGCCAGACCAUUAACAUCUGAAGAAACAUCUGAAAUUUUAAAAAGAGAUUUGAUAUACACUAUUCUUGAAAAGAAUGAAGAUAUUUCUCGGGCAAUUAAAUCCCGUGAUGUGUCAUCAAGAGAAAGUGAUAAAAAGAGGGGGCACCUGGAGGCUUUGGAAGAAGGGGAAAUGAGCAAGAUGGGAAACUUUCAGCGACAGCUAGCAGAGGCUAAGGAAGAUAACUGCAAAGUCACAAUCAUGCUGGAGAAUGUACUGGCUUCUCACAGUAAGAUGCAAGGAGCUCUGGAAAAGGUGCAGAUGGAAUUAGGGCGGAGGGAUUCAGAGAUUUCUGGCCUCAAGAAAGAGAGGCUUCUGAAUCAACAGAAAGUAGAGAAGUUAGAAGAAGAAUUGAAUGAAUGGCAAUCCAGACUCCUUAUUGUAGAAGCCCAGCACAAUAGUGAGGUGGAACCACUACAUAGUGCAUUAGAUGUGUCUAGAGAAGACAACAGAAAGCUUGCUUUGAGCUUGGAACAGGCUCUACAGACUAAUAACCACCUCCAAAAAAUGCUGGACCAUAUUCAAGAGAAAUUGGACAACAAAGAAGUUGAGCAGCAGACUUUUGAAAAUUAUAGGGACCAGGUAGCUGAGGAAUCCAAAAUGCAAGCUGAGAUGAAUGCUGAACGUAUAGAUUCUUUGAAAAAACAGUUUCAGUCUGAGAGAGACACUGCCAGGAAAGCUGCACACCGGGAGAUAAAUGAGCAAAUAGAAAGUGAAUUGAGGCAAAUGGAGCUAAUUAAGGAUCAAUAUCAGAAAAAGAAUUUUGAACAGUCAUUAAGUAUCCAGAAAUUUGUGGCUGAAAUGGCCACUUUACAGCGGGAAAUGCAGAUAUUAGCAAAAAGCCAACAUGAUUCCUCAGCACGAAAUAGGCAACAAGAACUGCGAAUAGAGGCAGAACGAAAAAUGAGACAGGAGUGGGAGGCUCGGUGCCAGGUAAUGGAAGAAACAGUCAGACACCUGAGAAAAUGUAAAGAAGUAACAGAAAAUAAACUGAAAGAAGUCAGUAUGGAAUCGGAACAGAUAACAUCUAACCUAGAGGAUGCCCACCGCUGGUUCAAGUGUAAAUUUGAUGGCCUGCAACUAGAGCUCACCAAAAACCGGUUACAGAGGCUUCCUCCAGAAGACAGGUGGAAGGAGGAGGAUGGGGCUUCAAGGUAUAAUAAGAUACCUGCUCAGUCUGCAUUGCACCGCUGGGAGACUAAACAACAGCUUAGAUAUAUGUCUAAGAGGUACCCGUCAGAGAUGGACAGGAAGUGA
Molecule: messenger RNA, 1332 nt
Organism: Gracilinanus agilis (Agile Gracile Mouse Opossum)
Lineage: Eukaryota; Metazoa; Chordata; Mammalia; Didelphimorphia; Didelphidae
Gene: CCDC150
Product: coiled-coil domain containing 150
Exons: 11
Coding region: 1-1332 (443 amino acids)
Source: RefSeq, a predicted model, not a curated record